This is a messenger RNA of Scylla paramamosain (green mud crab), 2980 nucleotides long. RefSeq names its product ran-specific GTPase-activating protein-like. The record is from RefSeq and is a predicted model, not a curated record. Gene Ontology annotation, biological process: intracellular transport. NCBI's taxonomy places the organism in Eukaryota, Metazoa, Arthropoda, Malacostraca, Decapoda, Portunidae. The coding region runs from base 1012 to 1329 and encodes 105 amino acids. The transcript has 7 exons.
GCUUGUGAGGAAAUCGGCGGGAAACUAAGGAUAAAGGUUUCCAAUGGGGAAAUUUAUUAAGAGUUAUAAUUUUGUUUUUAGUGGGGGGGGCGACUAGAUUGUGAGUUCAGGGAUGAAAAAUAUGAAUAAUUAAGUUACUGUUUACUUUAUAGUUGUUACUUUAAGAAGUUUUAAUUCAAUGGACUUUUGAAAUCAAUUGGGGAAUUAGUCAAAGUCUGGUGUCUCUUCCUUGCUUGCGUAGCAACAGGGGUAAGAGGACAGCGAAGCAAAGAAGACUUAUUAGAUUCGUCAACCUCAUUGGCGCGGCGUAAUUAUCUGGGAUUUGUUUGAGCUGGUUUAAGACCUUACCAUUAUAGAAUUAAUUUUAUCGUAUUAAGGGGAGGAGGGGAAGGGGGGGUUAGUCACAUGGUACUGAGACUCUGGUCAUCCCCGCACAUUACAUGGGCCUUAGCCAAAAAAAAAUAAGUAGAAAUAUACAUAAUUAUUUUUCCAGCACUACAUAUGGAUAUGAAUGCAAGGAGUAACAGGUGGUCUGAGUCCCGCAGCAAAGUGUGCCAGAUGUGUGACAUGGGAGAGGAUGAGACGGUGGAACAUGUGGUGCUGGAGUGUGUGAAAUAUGCCAGAGACAGGAAUAAGAUGAUGCAAGUGAUACUGACUGAGUUAGGGCAUGAUAGGAAUGAAAGAGUGGAGAAGACAGGAAAGGAAUGGAUGGUGUUGUUGCUGGGACUGUGUAGAGAGGCGAUUGAAAGGAUGAUUGAGGCGGUAAAAGAGUUUCUGGAGAGAAUGUGGCGUGCCAGGUGUAUGAACAAUUAGGAUAGAGGAUGCUGUUCGUUUCUCUUUUUUUUCCCCUUUGUACAGGGGUUGCCGAUCCAAAGGCCUGGCUCAAGAGUGAUCCUGUGCCGCCUGUACCAUCAAGAUCAAGAUCAAGAUCAGAUGGUGAGUCUGCUUACAAAAUUGCAUCGCAGGGAUUGAUAGGGGCAGCCACAAUUAUCCAUCAUCAUCAGCGACACCAUGGCUCUUGAGAAGACAGACCUCAAUGACAGCGUGGUGAGCGAGGAGGGGGAGUCAACCAGCAGAGUGGGGGAGCAUGACCCCUACUUUGAACCAGUGGUGACCUUGCUGGAGGUCUUCGUGGUUAGUGAUGAUGACCAGGAGGAGGAAAUGAAGAGACUGAGUUUCGAGGUCAGGCAGUACAAGCUGUUUCUUUAUCACACUUCUGAGUCGCCCCCACAGUGGAAGGAACGGGGCAUGGAGGCCAUUAAGAUUCUGAGGAACAAGCAGAAGAAGGCUGUAAGUGAUUGGGUGGAGUUUGUUCAGUGGCAGAAUUAAUGCCAGUGGUUGAGUUCAGAUCCUCCAAGACACACAGACACACACACAGCAGCCCCUCCACCUCCCCACAGCCCUCCACAGCCCCUGACACAGCAUCUGACACAGGCCCUUCACAGACCACCACAUACCUCACACAUACAUAAGAACAUAAGAACAUAAGAAAUAAAGGAAGCUGCAAGAAGCGACCAGGCUUACACGCGGCAGUCCCUGUAUGAAAUAUACCUACCUAUUUCCAUCUGUUAUCCCCAUCCAUAAACUUGUCUAAUCUUCUCUUAAAGCUCUCUAGUGUCCUAGCACUAACAACAUGAUUACGGAGUCCGUUCCACUCAUCUACCACUCUUUUUGAGAACAAAUUUUUUCCUAUCUCCAUCCUAAACCCAAAUUUUUCAAGCUUGUACCCAUUAUUUCUUGUUCUACCCUGGUUGCUGAUCCUAAGAAUUUUGCCUACAUCCCCCUUGUUAUAACCCUUAUACCACUCAAAGACUUCUAUCAGGUCCCCUCUUAACCUACAUAUCUCUAAAGAAUGUAAAUUUAACAGCUUCAACCUCGCCUCGUAAGGAAUACUCCUCAUCCCCUGUAUCCUUUUAGUCAUUCUCCUCUGUACUGAUUCUAAUAGACCUAUAUCUUUCCUGUAAUAUGGGGACCAGAACUGCACAGCGUAGUCUAGAUGAGGUCUGACCAGCGCCAAGUAUAACUUUAAUACUACUUCCGGCCUUCUACUUUUAACACUCCUAAAAAUCCCACACACUACAGGAGCCUCAAAAACAGUCUCACAGCCUUCACAAGCAGCCCCACACUCCACCACAGACACACUAGACCCACAGCCCUUCACCUCACCCACUUCCCAGCCCCCCACAGCCCCCCAGCCACCACAAAUGAAGUGAAAGGAAGGGACUGUGGCUUCACCCAGCCAGCCAGGACAGCCUACAGAGAGGGGGUAGUCCCAGUCAAGUCACAAAAUAUAGGCUUGGUUCUUCCUACAGUUUGAAGUCAAUGAUUGGACAGCCCCACAGUUACUGACCUUGACUCAAACACCAUCAUGGCACUCUCUUCCCUGUUAAACUUGCCGGGAUCCAUUGUAAUGUAAGGGGUAUUGAAUGUGAGCGAUGAAACGAGAAGGUAGUGGCAAGGGGGAAAAAGUACAGGGGAGCGCAGGAGAGACACCUCUCUCCACUGUGCCUGACAGUCUCUCAGUGAUUGAAAGACUGAGCAUAACAUCUUCAGGGCACGUGGUAACACGGAGAGGAAGUGGAAGAAAGCUUGGCACGCUCCCAUAACUCAGGAGCAGGAAGUACACCUUACUGGAAACCUUGUGACUGACAGGUGGCGGUGACUGCAGGAACCAAUUCAGAUGUCUGUCUUGUGUUGGCGAACGUCCUGUCUGCAGUCAGGCCAGUAGUGCCAUGUCGCAGGGUGUGACAUCAGGUGAAGAGCCAAAUGGAGUGUGUCUGCAGCCAGUACUGGGUGUGCUGAUGCUGUACACAAGUGUCGAGCCAGGUGCCACAGCACAUGACUCCACCAGUGUAGUGUCUCUAGUCCAGGAUGCACUGCUGUGUACGACUUGUAUGUCUUUAUAAAUUUGUGACUAUUCUUAUUAUAUUUGUGAAAUAAGACUUGUAUGUCUUUGCUAAUAUAUAAAUAUUUGUGACUA